CUGGAAGUCCACGAUCUCGAGAAGUCCUUCGGCGCGGUGGUGGCCGCCCACGACAUCAACGUCGUGGUGGAGGAAGGCGAGACCGUUGGCGUUAUCGGCGCCAACGGCGCGGGCAAGACCACCUUCGUCAACCUGGUGACCGGUCAUCUCCCGCCCGGCGGCGGCACGGUGGAGUUCAUGGGCCGCAGCAUUCUCGGGCAUUCGGUGCGCGCCAUUGCGCGGAUGGGCCUUUGCCGUUCCUUCCAGGUUCCCCAGAUCUUCCUCUCCGAAACCGUCUUCGACAACCUGAUGAUGGCCUUUGGUAUUGCGGAGCAGGAAGGGGCGACCCUCUUGACCCCGCUCAGGGAGGACCGGCGGGCGGCCCGGGUGGAGGCUCAUCUGGCGCGCUACCAGAUCGCGGAGUACCGCGACGUCACCGGCGCCGCGCUGCCCCAGGGCAUACGCAAGCUGCUGGACAUCGCCAUGGCCACGGUGCGCAAGCCCAGGCUGCUGAUGCUGGACGAGCCCACCAGCGGCAUCAGCGCGGAAGAGAAGUUCGCCAUCAUGGACAUCCUCAUGCAGGCGCUGCGGGAGGAGCAAACCACCGUGUUGUUCAUCGAGCACGACAUGGAGAUCGUCGAGCGGUACGUCGCCCGCGUGCUCGCCUUCUACCAGGGCGAGAUCAUCUGCGAUGCGCCCACGCGGGAGGCCCUGCGGGAUGAACGGGUGCUGGAAUACGUGCUGGGCCGGGAACACGCGGCAGCGUCUCCGGCACCGGCGCCGAGGUCUCCGUCCGGGGGCGACGCGCUCGCCGUCAGCGAUCUCGACGUGAGCAUCGGUGCUACCCCGAUCCUGCGCGGAGUCCAUCUCAGCGUCCCGUCGGGAUCCAUGUGCGGCCUCAUCGGCCGCAACGGCGCGGGCAAGACCACCUUCAUGCGCGCGGUCAUGGGGGCGCUGUCGAUCCGGCAGGGCAGGGUGCAGUUCGGCGACGUCGAUCUGGCCGCGGCCCCGGCCCAUCGCCGGGCGCACAUGGGUAUCGGGUUCAUGCCGGAGGACCGCCGGCUGGUGCCCGAGCUGACCGCGGAAGAGAACAUCCUGCUGCCCGUCUGGGCCACCGGUGCGGACAACGCCGGGGAACGCCUGCAAUGGAUCUACGGCCUGAUGCCCGAGGUCGAGGAGUUCCGUCACCGCGGCGCCACCAGCCUGUCGGGCGGUCAGCAGAAGUUCGUCGCCUUCGCCCGGGCGUUGAUGUGCGGUACCCGGCUGCUCCUGCUGGACGAGCCCGGCGAGGGCAUCGCCCCGAUCUUCGCUCAGCGAAUGGUGGAGAUUCUGGACGACCUCAAGAAGGAAGGCUUGUCCGUGCUGGUGGCCGAGUCCAACGACGUCCACAUCGCCCGCCUGUUGGACCGGACCUUCGUGAUCGAGCGCGGGAGCAUCGUGGAGGGCGGGUAG
Messenger RNA from Geodia barretti, 1431 nucleotides. Lineage: Eukaryota; Metazoa; Porifera; Demospongiae; Tetractinellida; Geodiidae. The record is from the annotation of a GenBank genome assembly.